ACGUGUCAUGGACCCGUAGUUGAAUACAUUUAUUGGCGCGUAAUUACGCAUGACGGACCGGUGACGCUCACUUGGAAUUUCACCCUCCUCGCUGUGCAUGCAACCGCGUGCGUGUGCGUGUGUUUCGGGGCGUGGCAUUUUCUGCGAAAGUAAAGCACCCUACACCCUCGCGCACCCCGGUCCCCUCUUGCAUUUCCUCCUCUACUUCAAAACUGCUGUCGGGGGGAGUUGUGUGACACAGCCAGCGCCACAGAUGCCACUUCAGCGCUCCUCAGAUCGGUCGCUGUAGGUGUGAAAACAUCCAGAGGCGACCUGCAGGUUCGUUAAGAUGGCAGAAUCUGCAGCCACUUGUGGAGUAUUCCUGGAUUACAGCAGAGAGACUUGUUUACUCCUCUGGAACUAGAAGUGUUGUGGAUGACUGUCAUCUCUGUGACCAGCCGACAGGUUUUUAGCCCUGAACUACACUUUUUUGCUGAGAUGAAUAUGUUCUACAUCGUAAUUGAAGUAAUAAUUGCUGUUCUCUCCAUAUCCGGCAACGUCCUGGUGUGCUGGGCUGUCGCGAUCAACACCACUUUGAAAAACGCCACCAACUAUUUUCUAGUGUCUCUAGCUGUGGCUGAUAUUCUGGUCGGUUGCCUCGCCAUUCCCUUUGCCAUUACCAUCAGCAUCGGCACUAAUAUGGACUUUUAUGGAUGCCUCUUCCUCGCCUGUUUUGUCUUGGUACUCACUCAGAGCUCCAUCUUUAGUCUUCUUGCCAUUGCGAUUGAUAGAUACCUGGCCGUCAAGAUCCCACUGAGGUACAAAGAGUUGAUGACGGGAAAGACCGCAAGAGAGAUCAUUGCAAUUUUAUGGAUCCUAUCUUUUGUUAUUGGCCUCGUCCCAUUCUUUGGAUGGAACUUGAAGAAAUGUGACAACAGCACCUCUGGAGAGGACAACACUACGAACGCUGGCAUCACAGAGGGGUUGGGGGGCAGAGGACAAUUACUACAUAGCUGCAAGGUCUCAUGCUUAUUUGAAAGGGUCGUAGACAUGAAUUACAUGGUCUACUUCAACUUCUUUGUCUGCGUGCUGCUGCCACUGCUCAUCAUGCUGGGCAUCUACAUAAAUAUCUUCACUGUGGCCAGGAGACAGCUGAGACAGAUUGAGCUCAAGUGUGUAGGCAACGGGGACAGCCAAAACCACGGCCUGCUGCAGAAGGAGAUCCGGGCUGCAAAGUCCCUUUCCAUCAUCGUAGGACUGUUUGCCAUCUGCUGGCUGCCCGUCCACAUCCUCAACUGCCUCACACUGUUUUACAGCAAGCUGCAGAGGCCUGAUGUGGUCAUGUACGUGGCCAUCAUUCUGUCUCAUGCCAACUCUGCGGUCAAUCCCAUCAUCUACGCUUACCGCAUCAAGGACUUCAGAAACACUUUCCGCAAGAUCCUGGCCCAGCACUUUCUGUGCCACAAAGAGGAGCUUUACCUCCGCUCCAAUGGCAGCAGGCGCAACAGAGACCAGAUCCACAUGACCAUCGACCCUCUGCUAUAGAGCUGCACGGUGGAAUUAGUUUUCUUUUCACUGAGGUUUCUAAUGUUUACAUAAGUAGAAGAACCGAUGUUGAUCAUGCCUUGAAUGUGGAGAUUUAUUUAUAAAUCCUGAGAUGGAAGGGGGCAUUGAAAAGCUGAGCAGCAAGUCUUAUACAUAACUUUCAUGCAGUUUGAUUCAAAACCAUCUGUUGAAGCUAACUGGAUUAGUAGGACUGUGAAGAGGAUCCGAACUGCAGAUGCUAUUUAUCGAUCUGAGUCCACAUGUUACAACUACAAACGCUCCUCUUUCUUGCCCUGCUAUUUUAUAUAGUUAACAUCAAGUGCCAGUGUUGGAUAAUUUAUUUAUUACAAAAACUUGUCUUUGAGAAUGUAAAGAUCAAAAUAACUUUGUAUGAUUAGAUCUGUACUUGUGAACCUGAAAAGGUACAGUAGCAGUGACCUUCCAGUGUGGUUAGUUUUGGCUUGUGAACCUUUAAAAUUAAUUCAAACUCAUCACUGCCUCAACAUACUGAUAAAACAACUUUAUUUAUUUAUUAAUUUAUUUAAGAGGAGGCUAUAAAGGUGGAAAUUUUUCAUAUCAAUAUUACAAAAAAUGAGAGAUGAGAAAAGCUAAGCAAAAUAGUUACUCAAGCAAGAGUCAGUGGCUGCAGUAAGAGGGCUACGGGGGGCUAAAUUUAGUCGCUAAAUUAAAAAAAAAUUUAAGAAAAAAAAAGACUUUCCUUCUCAAUGACAGGGGUCACAAAACCAUGCUGUGAUUCCUGUGGCUGUGUUUGAGAGGAACUGGAUUAGAUUCAGUCUUGCAGGUAUAAACCACAGUUAAAACCACACCUGCAGUGAUGCUACGUGUCAUUUCCACUUUUCUUAGAAAUGAAAUGGCACUACUAAAUGAAGCGAUAUAAGCUCAGGAAGGAAGUGAUUGUACCCCUUAUAGAAAUAAGGCAUCUGCACAAAGCAUUUUAAGCUGCUUUACACUGAGCCAGGUGAUGUAAAUGUGCUGUAAAUUGACACUUCAAAUCAGUCAUUUACAUUAAGUCCUUAUUAUCUAAUCUUCGGGCACACGUGCAUUUAAUAAUUAAAGCUCUAUUUUUUUAAUCAUUUGCUUUAGAAGUCUAGAUCACUCUCCUUAUCCCUACUAAAAAAAGGCAGUUUCAUUCAGAAAACAUGAAAAAUAUCUUGCAUUGAGGAGCUUUGAUAUAACUUACCAAUCUCCUCUGUGCUAGCACACAGAUGAUUAAGUCCAACUGGGAAAAGACAAAAAUAAAAAAGUGAAGCAGUUAAUGCUAAGCAAAUAUUGUCAUAAAGGCAAACUGUUUGCAUUUCAUUUAACUCACAAGGGCAGCAUCAGUUUGAGGCAGCAGGAGCAAAUCUUGCUCAUGCGUUACUGGGAAUGUGACGAUAAGCAAAUUGUGUGUUUUCGUUGGGGCAAGGGUAAAGGUUUUGAAUUUCAUAUAAAGGUUUUUCUGCAAAGUCACAGCCUCUGCUCAACAUCACUACAUAAACGAAUGUCGCACUGGUAUUUUAAUUCAGUUCAAAUUUGUUUUAUUUGUACAGUGUCGAUUCACAUCAAAGUCAUCUCAAGGCAUUUUUACAGACAUAUUUAAUUUAAACCAAGUCAUCGUGAUCCAAUUAAAACAAAUCUUCUUUGGUCCAGUUUGUAAUAACGGUGUUCAUACAAGUCAAUUCAUGAAAAAUAACAGCCAAUCUAAAGAAAACCAACAGAUUGCAUUGAUUUUAUUUUCCUGUUUAGUGCUGCUGGUGUUCAACAAGCUUCAUCUCCCUGUGUUUCCUGUUGUCCUAUGUGCCAACUCUGACCAACUUCAAGGGCUAAAACACAGGAGUGUGCCAACCUUUUAGUACAUUCCAAUGGAGACAUCUAUACUGUAACUGCACUGUAACGUUGUAUUAUCGUCUUUGUUGACUGUAAAAAAAGUACUGUAAGUGUCCAGCUGUCUGCAAGCUAUCGAUUGAUGUCUAACUGUUGCCUUAUUUUACAGUUUUUAUGGUGAGACAGAAAAUAACAAGUUGGUCUGAUUCAACAUUCCUGCCUGUCAUUCCGAAGUAGCCGUCUGUCGGUGUGAUAUCUUGUUACUAAUCAGGAAAAACAUCUACUGUGGGCAAGCUGAUGUUCUACUUUACAGAGGCAUUUCUUUAGUUCAACAAAACUACAACUGAUAUUGCUAUUAAACAUGAUGCAAUCUGUAUGUAUGGUGAAUUAUUUUGUUAAUAAAGGCAAUGCUUAUAUUGUUAAA
Melanotaenia boesemani (Boeseman's rainbowfish) is the source of this 3772-nucleotide messenger RNA. It is a transcript of the gene adora2b, whose product is annotated as adenosine A2b receptor. The coding region runs from base 415 to 1524 and encodes 369 amino acids. Gene Ontology annotation, molecular function: G protein-coupled adenosine receptor activity. Gene Ontology annotation, biological process: vasodilation; adenylate cyclase-activating G protein-coupled receptor signaling pathway; G protein-coupled adenosine receptor signaling pathway. The record is from RefSeq and is a predicted model, not a curated record. The transcript is spliced from 3 exons. Lineage: Eukaryota; Metazoa; Chordata; Actinopteri; Atheriniformes; Melanotaeniidae. Gene Ontology annotation, cellular component: membrane.